Molecule: messenger RNA, 7208 nt
Organism: Pseudophryne corroboree (corroboree frog)
Lineage: Eukaryota; Metazoa; Chordata; Amphibia; Anura; Myobatrachidae
Gene: FHIP1A
Product: FHF complex subunit HOOK interacting protein 1A
Exons: 16
Coding region: 780-3776 (998 amino acids)
Source: RefSeq, a predicted model, not a curated record
UGCCUCCUGUAAUGUGACCCGCGACCUGAGCAAGUGAGCAGGCAGCCGGUCAGCGACGUUCGUCCCUGGAGCCGGGUCCGGGAGCAGUGACGUGAUAGGAGCUGGGCAGUGACUUUCUGUGAGGUCCUUCUCGGGAGCCGGGCAGUGAUGUGCGGUGAGAUCCGUCCUUGGAGCCAGGUCGCAGUGGCGUGACGGAAGGGUGUGCGCGCCGCUUACCAGGGCUACGGACCGGGUGUUAUGACGUCAUUGGUGGGCGCCAUGCUUCCGGGUUCCGGACGCCGUUGGCGGCGUGGGUCACUUGGUGGGGAUAAGUGUCAGCGCGUCAGCUGGUCGGACCGGCGUUGCGUCACUUCCGGCUAGGAGGCACGACACGACCGGGAUCCGGACGGCGUGGUCUGAACGGGCGGGAGGAGUCCCUCCGACACUAAGCCAAACACAGAAAAAGUGUACAGAUAAAGCAACUUGAUUACAUUCUACAGCCUGACCUUCAUUCUGUGUUCAAUUAAACCCGGGUUGUCUUCUCUGCGUCACACAUGUUAAAAUGCUGAUUGAUUAUGUCAGAUAAACAGUGAUGUCCUCCGUCUAGCUUCUGAUUUAAAUUGGCAGAUGGCUACGCCUCUACAUAACCUUCAGAGAUUCAAACUUCAGAUAUGAUCAUAUCUUAAAAUGGCGUGCUGUUGGCGUAAUGUUAUACAAAAGUAAUUCCUAGAAGACAAUGACCUAAGGAAGAGAACAUACGCAGGCUGAGCAUGGCUUAGUGUACCUGUAGAAGACACAUCAUGGCACAGAUCUACAGUGUCAGCAAGGCUCGACAGAGUAUCAGCCUACAGGGGGUCGAUCCAGAGACAUGUACGAUAGUAUUCAAGAACCACUGGGCUCAGGUUCAGCGUAUUUUGGAAAAGCACGAUCCUUUUAAGAACGCUAAUGCCAGAUAUGGAUCUAUUUCUCCAGAUGAAGUAAGCGCUGUACAGAAUUAUGUGGAACACAUGAUCUUGCUUUUAAUCGAAGAGCAGGUGGAAGAUGCCGCCAUGGGACCUAUUCUGGAGUUUGUUGUGUCGGAGAAUAUUAUGGAGAAAUUGUUUCUGUGGAGUCUCAGGAGAGAAUUUACAGAUGAGACAAAAUUUGAGCAGCUGAAGAUGUAUGAGUUACUGGUUACUCAGUCUCACCAGCCUUUACUACAUCACAAGCCUAUUUUAAAGCCAUUGAUGAUGCUCUUAAGUACUUGCUCAACAACGUCAACUCCAAGUGUGGAGACAGAACUAGUUGUCCUGCUUAACCAGCUCUGUUCAAUCCUUGCCAAAGAUCCAUCUGUCUUAGAACUGUUUUUCCACACAAGCGAAGACCAGGGAGCUGCCAAUUUCCUUAUAUUCUCCUUGCUGAUCCCCUUUAUCCAUCGAGAAGGCACUGUGGGACAACAGGCCCGGGAUGCUUUGCUCUUCAUCAUGUCUUUGUCAGCUGAGAAUAAUAUGGUUGCUAAACACAUAGUUGAGAGCACUUACUUCUGUCCAGUAUUAGCGACGGGACUCAGUGGUCUUUAUUCAUCACUACCCACAAAGCUGGAUGAUAAAGGGGAAGAAUGGCAUUGCCUCAUUAAAGAAGACUGGCUCCAGAUUCCUGCUCUCAUACAGUUCAUGAAUUCUCUUGAGUUCUGCAAUGCAGUUAUACAGGUGGCUCACCCUCUUAUACGUGCCCAGCUUGUGGACUAUAUUUACAAUGGGUUCCUGCUGCCAGUAAUGGCUCCUGCACUGCACAAGGUGACAGUGGAGGAAGUGAUGACGACGACUGCUUAUCUGGACUUGUUUCUACGUAGUGUCUCAGAACCGACAUUGCUGAAGAUUUUUCUACGCUUCAUUUUCCUCUACCAGCAUGAAAAAGUCCAAAUCCUGGACACAUUGGUCAGCCGAAUCAACACACCAUUUCGGCUCUGUGUGGUGUCCUUGGCAUUGUUUCGGACUCUCAUUGGCUUGCAUUGUGAAGAUGUGAUGUUACAACUUAUUUUGAGGUAUCUGAUUCCAUGUACCCACAUGAUGGUUAGCCAGAGAUGGGCUGUGAAAGAACGAGACUGCUAUUCUGCAUCUGCUGCUAGAUUUUUGGCCUUGACUCCAGACUGCUGUCCUAAAGCUUCUACUGAUAGCAAUGGAACUUUGGAGAGAAACAACAUAAUAUAUUCAAAUGUCACACACAAAGAUGCUAGUGGACAUAAGUUACCAUCAUCAUGUUUACAUGAAGCUGAAUACACAUCUGCUGAGGAAUAUAUGGAAACUGUAGAUGCCAGCUACCUUGAUUACCUUUGGGAAGCUCAUGAAAACAUCCUGAGAUGUGUAGAAGACUGUAAGGUCUGGUCAGCCCCGUAUGAUGGAGAGAACCCAGACCCGGACACUUCUUUCCAAGCACUAUUGGAGAGCAAUUUUCAAACAGGAGAGUUUCCUACUUUCAGGGGGAGAGGUAGGCAACAACUUGGUUCCUUCUCCUCUGAAAUGCCAUCUCUCGGAGGAAAACUUAUUGAUCUUGAGUGGGAUGAUAGUUACGACACUGGUAUAUCCCCAGAUUCUGGAAAUUGCUCACCACAACCACCUCCUGAAUCUGUGUUACCUCCAGAUCCCCCAAAACACAUCCAAGAGAUGAAAAAGAAUGCAAUAAUGUUCAUUAAAGGGUCGUAUAUUGAAGAAUCUGACUUUCAGGAUGAUGUGAUGGUUUACAGGUUAUGUGCAGAAAAAGAUUCCAUUGAUAGAGCCGUUACAGAAACUAAAGAUGUGUCAACAAAAGGGUCUACGGUGGGUAUACUUCCUAAACUGACUAGCCAGCAUUCUCAGGUACGGAAAGAUAGUAAAAUUGAAAUAAAUAAUCAGAAAAAUUCAAGUCUCAAUAAAAAUGCUGCAAAAAUACAAACUAAACAAAAUCAUAAGAAUAUUCCAAAACUGGACCUUGACCUCUCUUCUGAUGCAGACUGUGAUUCUAACAGGAAACCAUUAAGUCCAGACAGUGAGGAUUUUAUAGCUCGUUGUGACGAGAUCAUAAGUGGACUUAACACCACCUCAGUAGAAGAGUCCAGCUCCCCAGCUCCUGAGAGCGUUUCUCUAGUGGAUGAGCAUGAAGAAACAUAUGAAAAGUAUUCCUUAGGAACACCAUCCGUAGAAAGUAUGCCAUCACCCUUUGGGCCAAGUGAAGCUACAAGCCAUUCUAACUACCCUCCCAGGUCCCAAGCAGCACCAUUUACAGGACCAUUCAUCAGUGUUGUUUUGUCAAAAUUAGAGAGCAUGCUUGAGAACUCUUUACAUGUAAACUUGUUGUUGAUUGGGAUCGUUACUCAGCUUGCGAGCUACCCUCAGCCUCUCCUCCGAUCCUUCCUGCUUAAUACAAACAUGGUCUUCCAGCCCAGUGUACGAUCUCUCUACCAGGUUCUGGCCUCUGUCAAACAUAAAAUUGAACAAUUUGCUACUAAAGAGGAAAAUUUUCCCAUAUUACUUGCAGAAGCUCAACAAUACUUGCUGGAUCGCAUGGAUGCGAAUCACGAACCUGGCGAUGUGUUAAUCAAAGAUAACACAGCGGUGAAUGUGAAUGGAGGCAAAGAAACAAGUAUUGGAGACAAUUCACACGUUGUGGUACAGAAGUAUAAGGAACAAAGAACAAACAUGUUGCCUCCUCUUCCUACACUCUCUAAGGUCACCAGAAACGCCGUUCUCGCAGCCGCCAUAUUUCCGGAAUUCUUGAAAGAACUUGCAGCUUUGGCCCAGGAACAUUCUGUGCUAUGUUAUGUGAUUGGGAACUCUUUUUAGCAAAUGUUUGUUUUAUGUACUUCUUAGGUAUCGUUUUACUAUUUUUAUGUUGGAUUUUGUUUAAAAUGAAAACUACCUGUUUUUUGUUCCAACUAGGAUUAUUUCCAUAUAGUGUUAGCUUUUACUACUUCCUGUAAUACUUGAUAGAAAAUGGGGAUUGUGGUCCAUCUGGCUGUGGUGGUUGUUUUUUUUCUAUGUGGGUUUAAAUAUUCACAACCCUGUUCAUAUAGAACUAUGGUACUUUGCCUCUGUACCCUUUGUGCUUUAUCAUUAUUAAGAUGCAUUUUUAUUAUUUUGUUCCUUAGUCAUACCAGCCCUCCAGCGUCCGUCCUGACAUAGAAGACCCAAGUUUACAAAUAUUGCCGCCACUAUAUAAUACCCAACAUCCCAAUAGAAUCCAAUAGUUUCUUCAUAUACAUGAUUAAUUGUGCACUUAGACAGUUCUCAGUGGUGCCUGUUCUAUCAACAUCAUUAAUUGGGCUUCUUCCUUAAUUUCCAGCUUUGGAGCCUAAUGAAACUGAGUCAGCUAUCAAAUAAGCAUCGUUAUGACUGACUUUCACAUUUUGGAUGAUCAAUUUUAAUUACAAAAUUUUUAUUUCAUUCUCAUUGGUUCAAGAGGGAUAACUUGUAACUCAAUGUGCCUUUUGACAUACUGUAGGCUGAUAAUAUACUAAUUUACAGUACGUUUAUAUAUGCACUCUCAAGUCUAAUAUGUAUAGAGUACAUAUAUAUAUAUAUAUAUAUAAUACGCACCAUAAGAACCACCAGGAACAGAUAAUCGCUAUCAGUUAGUGAACAGCACGAGGCAGUAAAGACAAGUGUUGCUCUAGCUUAGACUGUAAUAACUAUCACCAUUUGAUCGGGGUGUUGAACUGACAGUUACAAUGUAUUGCAGGAUUGCACUGUAGCAAGGUUUGUAAGAAUGCCUGCGCUGAUAUCAAGAACUGCAGCUGGUAAUUACUGCCGGGCGAGUUUCUGGCAGUGGGUGAAAGAGAUGGUCAUGUGAGGCAUGGGAGGGAUGCCCAUAUAUACCACUAAAUAAUAGCAUAUAAACAAAAUCAGAGUAGGAGCGUCACCAUAAAGAAGCGAUUAGCGGUGUUGCUGUCAAGUGCCAAAUAUUUAGUUUUCCUUUUAAAUAAACCAGGGAAAUAAACACAGACUAUAAUUAGUAAAAAUUCUACAUAGAAGCAAAUUGUUACUACCACUCCUACACAUUUAUCACCAUGGAGAAAAAUGCAUAAUUCCCGUUAUAAAAAUUCAAAUAAAAACUAGAUCCAAAUAAUAAAAACAAAGUGCACUGUGGAUCCAGGUCAUGUCUGUGCAGGUCUAUUAAUGUAAGCCAGCAAUCACUGAAAUGAGUAUAUUUUUAUGAUCCUACUGUAUGUGCCUUGUGUUAUUUAUGUGCUCAGGAUUUAGACCAGAAACAUUCCUCCCCGUUUAUUUUUAGGUAUUAUUACAUGAGCCCGUCCCUGUUUUUGUAGGGUGAGAGUGGGGAUUGGGGGUAUAAGGAUAAAUGCUAGCAAGUCGUGAUUUGUGAGUGCAAUCAUUUGUGAAAAAGUGGGAACUACUUCCGGGCAAUGUACUAAUCAGCUUUUCAGGGCCACGUGAUGUAGGCGGUUUUGUAUAGUUCUCAAUGCACUGAAGCAACAAGAGUUUUGCUGUAACCUUAGACAGUUUGGUUGAAUAGAAGGCAAAUUGUUGAAUAUGGUUGUUUGCUUUGAUGGUUAAAAGAUCGGGUCUGUCUUCACAGCACCAAGGACCAUAUUCAGUAAGGAUUGCAAGUUCUACUUUUUAGCAGAAUUUGCAAUCCUUUGACUCGCAUGCUAACCGCCACCCCCCCCUGCGACCAUGCACUAAUUGCAAUCACGCUGCAAUUAGUGCGCAGUCACAGAAUUAAGGGAAGCCUCCUGCUGGCGCAGCCUGGCUGCGACAGCAGGAUGCCCGCCGCCAUCUUUAUGAUCACAUUGACUGCAUGUGACGUCAUGCAGCCGCCCCGAUAGCGCCCCCAUUUCCCUGCCGCCGCCCCCCGCUCUGUCUCCGCCUUGGAAAUGGACCGUUGCCGCCCCACAAACGCAGGCAGAGGCGUUCGCAUUUAUUGCGGGUCACCCUCAAAAAAUGCAGGCGCAUGCGCAGGACGGACCCUGGUCAUGCGCUCGCCUACAGAAAUUCCGGUUGGAUCAGUAUUUGUGAUCCAACCUGAAUGAGAUCCCAAAUUCUUACACCAUGUUAUGUUGCCAAAGAGCCACUAUUAAUAUACGAAAUAUAUUAGUGUACCCCCAGUAUCCUUAUAAGAGAACACACUCCAAUGCUCCCAUCACUUUUAUGUACAUGAAGCUGUUCAUAUAAUAUGUAAGCACACAUAGUCUAAACAAUGGAGCCAAUCUGUGGCUCUCCACCUGUUGUGAAACUACCCUAACCCUAAUAGAAAAACUGUGCCAGAGCAUGCUUGGACUUGUAGUUUCACAACACAGGAGAGCCACAGGUUGGCCAGGCCUGCAAUGGAGUAUACUGUAUAUCUUUUUAACGUCUUGUAAUAAUAAAAGUUUUAAUCAUCAGGCAAGUACUUGAUAAGUGUUUGAUAGCUUGCUUGCUAUAGAAUGUAGUACAUGUAACCCUUCUUACAUUUGGCUGAGGUAAACACUUAAACUUUAGCAAAUUGCUAGUUGUGCACAGUACACAGCAAUAAGCAGCAGCCUUAUACCAAAGAUGUGCCUUAGUAGAACUGCAUGCAGGACGGUCACACAUAACGGUUGGCCAGAUUGACAAAUCAUUUACUGUGGGUGAACAGCUUAUUGGUCUUAUUUGGUCAGAUAUUAGAAGUCUAGUGCAAGUUAUACUUCUACAAUCAGAUGUUUGGUUGUUCCAUGUCAGAGCACAUUUGCGUUAUUUGCUUUUAAGGAAGCCUUGUAGGCCGGUCAUUGUGAUCUGAUUAUUUAGCAAGAUAAGAAAAUGACCAAAUCUAUGGCUGAUCCAGCUAAGACCAAAUUGGACAAAUCUGGCUAAAGGGCUCUCAGAUGGCCUGUGUUUCCUAUAAUGUGACUACUGUAUACACAGGCUGACCGGAAUCAAGUCACGUCCAGGUAGGUUUGGAACUUGACUAUUCACAGGAAGUUUUGUGCUGUAUCUACACACAAGCCAGUUUCCUUUAGACUGGAUGUUUGGCUAUCUACAGUGAUAGACACAGAUAUACAAAGCCUUAUUAAAUAUCUUUUGCACAAAAUACAGUGUAACCCAUUCCUAUGCAAGGGUGGUGUUUGUUUUUUAUGUCUAAUUAUAAACAUAAUGUUAUGGAGUCGGUAUUUAACAUCUCAUCUAGGAUAUACAGGAUAUUUAUUAUAAUCUGAUGUUGGAUCCUGUUUUGUUAUUGCACUUUCUACUGUAUAUUCUGCAUAAAAUAUAUAUCAUAAUAAUAUAAACAUUAUAAAAACCUCA